AUGAAUGACACAACUGGCAUCACCACUGCCGCUGCCCGACUUGUUGGAAUAACAGAUGAAGCGAUACGAUUCUUCCAACAACUUGACCGGAAUACCAACUCUGUCUCGAAACGCGUGCAGCAGCUUGAGAGUUUUUCGAAAUUAGCCAGGGAUGUUGAGCUGAAACCUGUGGCUAAUGAUCAUGAUGACGAAGAUCAACUCAGUCUGACCAAACAGAUAUUAAUUUACUGUUAUAAACUCAUCAGCAGAAUUCUCUCUCAGCUCGAAUGGGUUGAUAAUGGCGGUAAACACACUUCUACUCAGCAGGGACUGCUUGGGGUCUACGCUGAGCUGAAUAAUCGCGAAGUCAAGGAUCUGUUUGAGGAUCUGCAUAGGGAGCAGCUAUGCCUCGUAGCUUUUCGAAAUUCAAGAUUCAAGCCGCUAUCUUGGGCUUCAGAGUCUGAUAGCCGUCCUUUAGAAUAUUGCCACACUUUCAUGGAUCACGAGUCAGGUUUCUUGAACUUGUUGUUUGUCACAGAUCCAAGAGAAGACCGCGCAUCUAUCCAGUCAAGCCAAGGGCCCAUCGCCAAAGGAACAUGUACCUGGAUCAUCGAAACAUCCGCAUACAGGUCAUGGCUCUCAGGGUCCGGUGACUCCAAGGGCCUUCAUAUCCAGGGCGGCGAAGGCCACGGCAAGACUAUGUUAGCUAUAAACCUAACCGAGCAGCUGGAGAAGCUUGCUAUGUGUAUGUCAACCGACACAGUAUUAUACUUCCUUUGCAGCCAUGGAAAUAUCAACACCAAUUCGGCCCCGGCUGUCCUUCGUGGUCUUAUUUGGCAGCUCUGCAGAUUACGUCCUGCCCUCUUGCAUCACGGGCUAAAUAGAGCUGUAUCGACCGGCGAAGGGAGAACUGUGUUAGCAACCAACUCAGUCGAAACUCUUUGGCAAAUAUUCGCCGCAAUGGUCCAAAAUCCUAACGCAGGAACUGUUACAUGCGUUGUUGAUGGGCUUGACGAAUGUGAUGAGUCUUCGAUCAAAGCACUGGCUGGGAGGUUCUCGGAACUGCUAUCUUCAGAAAAUCAUAGUCGUCGAAACUUCCGGAUCCUUUUGACCAGCCAACCAUACCAGCAAGACAAUUUCUCCACUGAGUUUUCAGUAAUAUGCCUAGACGCAGAUGCACUCAAGCCUAACGUUCAAGAUGUACAGCGUUUAAUCAAUCAUCAUGUUUCUAAUAUCGCACAUAAACAUGGCUGGUCUCAAGACUUUCAAGAUCAGAUCAGCAAGAGCCUCGCAAAAAGGGCUGGUGGUUCGUUCCUCUGGGCAAACAUAGCUGUUUCUGGACUUCAAGGGCAAGACGAAGGUGAUGCAGCAAAAUAUCUUGACGAUCUUGCUGGACACAUCAACGCCAUCUAUGAAAGAUCUCUCUUGGCUGUCCCACUAGAGUUCCGCCAAAAGGUGCGAUCACUCUUGACUUGGAUAGCUCUGGCAUACUAUCCACUGAGCCUCCGGGAACUAAGCACUCUUACCAGCGAUGAAUUUUCAACGCCAGACACUGUUUUGAUGAAUCUGAAGGCUUGUUUGGGUUACUGUGGGACUCUUCUUGUGACCAAGACCGAGAUAAGAAGAUUUGGAUCUGGAUAUGAAACCAUAAAAACCAUUCAGUUCUCCCACCGAUCGGUCAAAGAUUAUCUGCUUCAGCCUCAUGUUCUACGAACCGCUACCGACACCGAUGAUGAUUUUAACUUCUUUCAAAUCAUCCCAGAUAACGGGCAUGAGAUUCUGGCUUCUCGCUGUUUGGAAAUUAUGGAGAAAGGGCUUAAAACAGAGGCUGAAAGGGAGAACUCGUGGGAGUAUGCUAAUGCUUUACCAUAUGCCUCGCGAUAUUGGUUCAGACAUCUCCGACAGUGUCCCGAACAGCUUUGCGAUGAGACCUUGGCAAAAAGAGCGUUGACUUUCCUGAUGCGAAACCAUGGAAACCGAAGACUCUGGUUCUAUUACCUCUCCAAACUGAGACACGGUCGGGGAGAUACAUCGAUCAUUCCCUCGACAGCAUCCGAGCAUCAUGACACGAUUGGGGGACUCCAAGAGAUCAAUGAAAGUGAUGUCAUAUUCUUUGAACAACCAAAGGAUACAACUUCUGCAACCCAGCUCAAAGACCUCCAAUUGGCAUGUCUCCUUGGUGUUGUUCCCAUAGCAAGAAAGAUUCUUGUUAGCACAAGCUUGCUCACCUACCUAAGACAAGCCAAUAUUAGCUCGCUUUACAGUCACUCUCGACCAAGACCAAGGUGUGAGGAUCGAGUGAUAAAGGUCCAAAGAGGUGGAAUACUACCACUAAGCACAGCGGAGAUCGUGGCUAUGACGCCUAUCGAACUUACGGUUCUCGGCGGCCACCACAAAGUCGCUUCGUUAUUGCUCGACCGCUAUCCUCGACGGCCCAUAUGGCAAGAUUUAUCAUUUGCUUUGGCUACUGCUGUCAGUCGCUGCGAUGAGGAUAUGGUUAGGCUACUGAUAGAGGCUGGUGCUCCGAAGCUCAAAGCUUCUAAGCAGCUAGAAGGACCUAUCUGCACUGCUGUGGUCAACCGAAGGCUUGAUGUGGUCAAGUUUCUUUGUUGUUCUGAAGCCAAGAUUUGGGCGAAGCCGAAGACCAAGUUAGAUGAAGUAACACAAGCUUUGAUGUGUCUUUCCAGUGCUGCCGACUCAAGCUUACUCGAUAGAGAGGUCUUCAUCCAGUAUGCAAAGGUUUUACUUCGUGGAGGCGCAUCUCCUGAUGGCUUCGACAUGUAUGGAGGAAACCAUGGCUUCAGAUACUGGAAACGAGUUGUGAUGGAAUAUUUACACAGGCAUGGCAUCACCCUACAGAAUCUGGGACCAUAUCCCAAUAGAGAGACCCCCCUAAUGGUCUUCGUCUCUUCAAUAGGUGCAAACAGCUCACUGUCUGACCCAGUGGACGCUGUUCAGUUCCUCUUGGACUCCGGAGCAUCUAUCAACCAAACAGAUCUGAAAGGCUGGACUGCAUUGCAUCACGUCGCCAACCAGAUUGCUCUGGGUAGAGCGAAGAAGAGUUACGAAACUACAGAUGACGCAGAAGAGUAUCAACUUUACGAGAUCGCGAAUCUUCUUUUAACAGCUGGCAUUGAUCAAAAGUUGGAAGACAGGGAGAAGCGUAGAGCCGCUGAUAUCCUGCGCGUGGUGGGAGCGCCGAUCUGGAAUAGGGAUAUCUCGGACGAUCCCAUCAUUUAA
This is a messenger RNA of Fusarium subglutinans, 3219 nucleotides long. Its product is annotated as vegetatible incompatibility het-E-1. NCBI's taxonomy places the organism in Eukaryota, Fungi, Ascomycota, Sordariomycetes, Hypocreales, Nectriaceae. The record is from RefSeq and is a predicted model, not a curated record. Gene Ontology annotation, molecular function: protein binding. The transcript has 3 exons. The coding region runs from base 1 to 3219 and encodes 1072 amino acids.